This is a messenger RNA of Arabidopsis lyrata subsp. lyrata, 1535 nucleotides long. Its product is annotated as nuclear transcription factor Y subunit A-1. Gene Ontology annotation, biological process: regulation of transcription by RNA polymerase II. The coding region runs from base 399 to 1211 and encodes 270 amino acids. The transcript has 6 exons. NCBI's taxonomy places the organism in Eukaryota, Viridiplantae, Streptophyta, Magnoliopsida, Brassicales, Brassicaceae. The record is from RefSeq and is a predicted model, not a curated record. Gene Ontology annotation, cellular component: CCAAT-binding factor complex. Gene Ontology annotation, molecular function: DNA-binding transcription factor activity, RNA polymerase II-specific; RNA polymerase II cis-regulatory region sequence-specific DNA binding.
AUCUCGGUCUUUUGUGUUCCCAGACCGAUAAAAUUCAUCAUCAUAUAACUUACUCUAUUUCGAUUUAUAUAAAAAACAAAAAAACACACACAAAAUACAAUUCUGGAAACAGAAAAAAUCCCCAAAAUCUAGGGUUUUCUUCUCGCCAAUUUCACUUUUCUUCUACGAAAUUCUCCAUUCCUGCCGGCUGUCGGGUGUUCCGAAUCGCUUCUCUUUCACCGACUUCUUCUCUGGUUUUGUUCGAUUCUGAUUUUUUUUGCUCAAGUCAAAUUUUGUUCUCUGAACUCUGUAAAAUCGUGAUCGAUUGAAUUCACUUCAGGGUUUUGAUUUUUUAAAGAAGUUAUCUUCUUUGAAGGCGAUUGCAAGAGUGCUCAGCCAGCUGUGAAUUUUCCACUGAGAUGCAAUCGAAACCAGGAAGAGAAAACGAAGAGGAAGUCAAUCACCAUGCUGUUCAGCAGCCGAUGAUGUAUCCAGCAGAUCCCUGGUGGAAAAUCAACACCUUUGGUGUAGUUCCUCAAGCGAGACCUUCUGGAAUUCCAUCAAAUUCCUCUUCUUUGGAUUGCCCGAAUGGUUCCGAAUCAAACGAUGUUCAUUCAGCAUCUGAAGAUGGUGCGUUGAAUGGUGAAAAUGACGGCACUUGGAAGGAUUCACAAGCUGCAACUUCCUCUCGUUCAGUAGAUAAUCAUGGAAUGGAAGGGAAUGACCCGGCGCUUUCUAUUCGUAAUAUGCAUGAUCAGCAACUUGUACAACCACCAGAGCUUGUUGGACAUUAUAUCGCUUGUGUCCCAAAUCCAUAUCAGGAUCCAUAUUAUGGCGGAAUGAUGGGAGCAUAUGGUCAUCAGCCAUUGGGUUUUCGUCCAUAUCUUGGAAUGCCUCGUGAAAGAACAGCUCUGCCACUUGACAUGACACAAGAGCCCGUUUAUGUGAAUGCAAAACAGUACGAGGGAAUUCUAAGGCGAAGAAAAGCACGUGCCAAGGCAGAGCUAGAAAGGAAAGUCAUCAGGGACAGAAAGCCAUAUCUUCACGAGUCAAGACACAAGCAUGCGAUGAGAAGGGCAAGAGCUAGUGGAGGCCGGUUUGCGAAGAAAAGUGAGGUGGAAGCAGGAGAGGAUGCAGGAGGGAGAGAAAGGGGUUCAGCAACGAACUCAUCAGGCUCUGAACAAGUUGAGACAGACUCUAAUGAGACCCUGAAUUCGGCGGGUGCACCAUAAUAAAAAGUCAAAGCUCUGAGAGUGGAGAGAGAGACACACUUUGGCUAAUAUAUCCAUUGCCCCAAACCGGCAAAUCAUUCUUGGCUUUUUCGGUUUUGUGUUUUCUAGUUGUUUUUGUCAGUCUCUCAUAUUGUGUGGGUUUUACAGUUAUGAAUGUACAAAGAGCGAGUGAUGUUAGGUGUUAGAUUUGGAGGCAAAAGACAGGGGAAUAGUUAGUAGGUCUUGUUUUUAUUCUUUUACCUGUUUUUUUUCUUAUGAAAAAUUGGAAAAUACGUUUGUUUAAUCGUUGCUGACCCAUAGCCAUGCUUCAGAUUUGUUCUCAAA